CCGCGACAAAAGGCUAAUAACUAAAUUACCAAGACGUGUGAACGCCGAUUGGUCACCACACUCCUGUCCUGCCUGCGGAGGCGAGGGCAUUCACUGAACCAGCAACGACAUUCACAAGCAUCAAAUGAGGUUGUGAUGUAGAAAAACUUUCUGAGGAUAUUUCGAAAGGUUAAACAGAAAGAUUUCUAAUAGGGUCACAUCAGCCUGUCCAAUAUGAUGAAAGAUUGCCUUCAGUUUCUCAUUGAGCCAGCCAAGAAGCUCAAGUUUCGUCUGAAGGAGACGCGGAAGAGAGUGAAACAUGUAAAGAAAGAGCCAUUAACAGAGAGUCAGCUGUUUAUAAUGGAGCUCGCGCGAGAACUCAACAGGAUCUGUCAGAGGUCAGAUAUUCUGGCUCACAUCUGGACCGGAGAGGACGUAUGGCCUCCGCACGCCUGUCGAGAGUUCAUUGUGGAGACCGCCAACAUCCUGGAGAUGAAGGAAAAUAUUGAGAAGCCCAUGCACGUUUAUGCUGAUCUGCAUCCAGAAAAGCGGGACUGGAAGAGUCAUUUACUGAGCAUUCUGGAGCAGGGUGGAGAAUAUGACAUGGGCCCGUACAAAAGGAUCAUUAUGGACUGGACCAGAGGACAGCGCAACAGACACCCGCAUGGUAUCUGGCCGGGUGAGGUGGUGUUGAUGAUGCUGGAUGACGUGGAGCUGCAGUGGAAGCGGGGUCACCUGUCACACCUGCAGUCUGCCUUGGAGAUGCUCAUAGGGGUCGUGCUUGGGGAACAUCUGGACAAGGAACUCAUUCCAAGACUGUGGCUGGUACAAAAACAAAAGACCAAGAAGAUCGAUUGCACUGGCUACAUUCCACACAUAGUGUGGAACUGGAUAUGUGAUGCUGCAGUGGAGGUGACUUUUGACCCAGAGACGGCCAACCCUGCUCUGGUUCUGUCCGAGGACUGCAAGCGCAUGCAGUGCGGUCUGGAGCGGCGUGAGGUUCCCUGCAGCUGGCGGCGCUUUGAUGGCUGGUGGUGCUGUCUCGGCUCUGAGGGCUUCUCGUCGGGACGCCGGUACUGGGAGGUAGAAGUGGGCGACCGUGAUUGGCGUCUUGGGGUGGCCAAAGAAUCGGCUCUCUGCAAAGGCUACAGACCGCUCAACACUCAGAGCGGAUACCUCACCCUCAGGCUGGAGCGGGGCUCUGAGCUCAAGGCCCUGACCAUACCGCCCACACCCCUGCCCCAGUCGCUCAUCCCGCGGAGGGUGGGGGUCUAUCUGGACUAUGAGGAGGGGCAGCUGUCCUUCUAUGACACCCAGAAGCGUGCGCACAUCUACACAUACAGCAAGAGGUUCACAGAGAAGCUUUACCCAGUGUUUGGGACAGUGGAGAUGGUGCGCGAGAUGGUGAUCAGGCCUUCAGACCUGAGGGAGCAAUGUCUCUGUAAGGGACAAUGCCUGUUUUGCUAAUGUACGUAAUGAUCGCACAAUCCUCACACACAUGGAUAUGAAGAAAUUACAAACGCCAUAAAACAUUCAUACAGUAAUUGAUCAAUGCUUACAAAAAUAGAAGUGCAUAGAAGGAAUUUUAAAUUUUUUUUAAGAGUAGCUAAAGCUGUGAUUUCUGCACCACUAGCAACACAAAGGAAUUGUAAAAAAUACUGUUGUUAAACAGUCUGCGAUUGGUCAGACAAACAGAUAGUCCCAGAUAGAAGACGUAUUUUUGUCGAUCAACUUUGAAGUUAGCAUGACCCUGAUUCCCUUGAAAGAAACCCAAAUUGUUUCUGUGUGAGAUCAGUUGGCAUGCAGUGUUUUCACUUUUUUGAAGAAAUCAACCUCCAAAUGGUGUAGUCUAUGCAUAUUAAUCUGGGAUAGAAUUGAUUUUAACAUUGAAAAAAAAUCAUAUACUUCAGCUAUGCUUUUCUUUGUGCAGCUACCAAAAAAAAAGAUGCUUCAAAAUUCUAAGGGCUUGUUUGCUCAUACUUAUGCAUGAGCGUUGGGAAUGUGUUCAUGACUUCAUCUUCAUGUUAAAAUCUUAAGUGCUUUUGUCACAAUUUUUUCUGCGAUUAAUUCAGCCUAAUGUACCGUUUCCAUUCAGACUUUUUGUAUACAAUUUAUUUUUUGUUUUUAUUUUUUAAUUUUAAGAAAUUGAACUUGGAAAGUCUCCUACUGACUCCCAUUUGCUAGAAUGUUAAGGAUUCAAAAUGAAAGCGACAACGAUUACAUCAUAAUAUUUCUAAAUGAUUUGCAUACUGAAUUGUGAUUGUUCUUUUUUCGUUACCCAUAUAAUAUGUCAAUUUCCAUUGUUUUUUUAAAUAAAAUAAGAUUAUAAUUAGCCAAAUCCAAUGCCUAAAACUGAAAUAUUGUUUUGCUGACCUCAAUGCACUAUUUUCCCAGUUUUAGCAAGUGUUGGAUAUAAUCACGUUCAACUCCAUGUUUGUUUGUUUAUGUUUGUCAGUAACAUAAGAAAGCAUAUAGAGGGCAGUGUCCAUACUUUCUCCUCCAAUCAAUGUAAAGCAUUUCAGUAGCUCAUUUCAGUGUGCUAAAAAAAAACUGAUUGCACCUAAAUCUGUUUCUAAUAAACAAAGCUGACACACGAAGGGUCGACUGUGGUAGGAUGAUUUAUUGGUAAGGGGAACUAAUAUGCAGUGAGGCGUUUUGCAUACUACGGCUUGAAUAUGAUGGUGAAAUGCAAUUUUAAUAUAAAACU
This is a messenger RNA of Sinocyclocheilus grahami, 2686 nucleotides long. Its product is annotated as butyrophilin subfamily 2 member A1-like. The record is from RefSeq and is a predicted model, not a curated record. The transcript is spliced from 10 exons. The coding region runs from base 214 to 1446 and encodes 410 amino acids. Gene Ontology annotation, molecular function: protein binding. Lineage: Eukaryota; Metazoa; Chordata; Actinopteri; Cypriniformes; Cyprinidae.